AUGGCCAUCGAGCAGGCAUGCUGCGUCGCCGCGGGCCGCUGCCCUGUCGACGAGCGGGCGGCAGACGCGGCAGGCCCACGCGGCCGGCUGACAAUAGCCAAUGUGGAUGGGGCGGCUUACGCAGAGGCCGCCUUUGAGCUCGGGCCGGGCGGGGCGCCGCCGGAUGUGAAGUCUUGCGAUGGGUGGCACCGCUACGUGCUGGCUGCGGCGCAUGGCGCGUGGGAGCACCUGUCAGGCGGCGCCCCGGCCACGGCGGCGGCCGCCGCGGAGGCGCGGCAGGGGCCCGGCGGCGCCUCAAGGGGCUUCGGUGGGCUGCGGCUGAUGGUUGGCAGCACGAUCCCCGCGGGUGAGCAGGCGUGA
Messenger RNA from Monoraphidium neglectum, 360 nucleotides. RefSeq lists its product as hypothetical. The record is from RefSeq and is a predicted model, not a curated record. Bases 1 to 360 code for a protein of 119 amino acids. The transcript has a single exon. NCBI's taxonomy places the organism in Eukaryota, Viridiplantae, Chlorophyta, Chlorophyceae, Sphaeropleales, Selenastraceae.